UCUUAUGUCAACAUCUUCUGCUGUGCACAAAUUAGCGUAGGGGUUAACAAUAAGGGUGUGUGGUGAAAUUUGCUCAACUAUUUGUCGAUCUCACAUUUACUGUCUGGACCAUUAAAGAUGAAUUUGGCGUUGCCUCUGUUGUCCAUCGCCACCUGCGUCGUGCUCGCUGAGGCAGCCUGUCCAACCUUUACAACUGGUAACUAUUUUGACGUCUGUAUAUCGGACAGCCAGACGGAUUAUAACGGCGCCGUGGAUGGGUGCACGUCGAUAUGUGGGUUUCUUCCAGAGCCGUACCUGUAUGAUUCGUAUACAGCCUUUACAUAUAACUUGGACGUGAUUAGUGAGUUAUCUGGUGGCAUCACCACCGCGUGGAUCGGUGUCCAGAGCAACAACGGUGACGUGUGGAAGUACUCGGCAACGAACACCACCGUCACCAGGACCAACGCGUGGGCCGCUGGCUACAAUCAUAAUGACACCGCCCCUCCGGGAGAGUGCUACGCCGCCAAAGUAGACACGAACAUGGACUGGGAGCAGCAUAACUGUUCUGCUCUUGGGUAUUAUGUGUGCUUCAGGUCGCUCACUGAAUACCUCGACUGCGCAGCGCCACAGGAAGUAGCAAAUGCCACGUGGUCAACAACCAAUGGGAUCAACUGCAGUGACGUGUGUUGUCAUAAUUAUGCAAAUGUCAGCUACACGUGUGGAAGUGGCUACACGUUUGCAGGGACCAACACGUCCACCAUUCAGUGUGUAAACGGCACAUAUUCUGAUGACGUCAGUUCAGGGGUUUGCGAAGCUGUUGAAAGCACAACAUCCUCUAUGCUAAGUUCCUCCAGUUCCUCAUCGCCAACAACUUCCUCAGCAACGCCUGAGUCACUCACAUCAUCGUCGACCAUCACCUCAGCAACGGCUGCUUCACAAAUAACAUCGUCUACCAGCUCCUCAGCAGCGACUGCUUCACAAAUAACAACGGCGGCAAGUACGUCAGCAACGGGAGGAUCAUUAAUAACAUCAUCAACGAGUUCCUUAGCAACGGCAAGUUCGUUGACAACGUCAACAUCUUCACUCUCGACGACGGGGACGUCUCUUACGAGUUCAACGUCAGAAACAGGUUCCUCGUCUUCAGCAAAUUCUGUGGUGUCAGCAUCAAACUCACCCUCGACAUCCUCCUUGGCAACGGUAAGUACAGCGUCAACGACAGGUUCUAUGGCAUCCUCAUCAAGCUCUGUGGCAUCUGCAACAAAUUCUGUGGCGUCUGCAACAAGUUCUGGUACGUCUGAAGCAAGUUCUGUGGCGUCUGCAUCAGGUUCUGGUACGCCUGCAGCAAGUUCUGUGGCGUCUGCAACAGGUUCUGGAACGUCUGCAACAAGUUCUGGUACGUCUGCCGCAAGUUCUGUGGCGUCUGCAACAGGUUCUGGAACGUCUGCAGCAAGUUCUGUGGCGUCUGCAUCAGGUUCUGGUACGCCUGCAGCAAGUUCUGUGGCGUCUGCAGCAGGUUCUGGAACGUCUGCAACAAGUUCUGUGGCGUCUGCAGCAGGUUCUGGAACGUCUGCAACAAGUUCUGUGGCGUCUAGCGGUACCAGCUCAGUCACUGUAUCUACAACGACGAAAGGUGCAACAACACCUUCUACAGUAACAACAGAGGCCUUCCUACUGUGUUACAGUUGCGAAAAUGUUAAUAUAUGUACGGAUGCUACGUCGUGCGCUGCUGCAUGCACUGUCGUCACAGCGUGCACAGAGGGAAACAAAUGUUUUGCCAAUGCUACAAACCAAAACACAGCGUCCACCAAUACAUACCGACACGAUAGAGGAUGCAUGAGCGCCGGUGACUGCCCGCCAGAGGGCUCUGCGCAAUGUGUCUACACUGGUGGAUAUUCACAAUACACGCAGUGCUGCAGUUCGAACCAUUGUAACGCUAUGAAUGUGGAAACCACGCCAAAGUGUUCCGCGGAGAGCAUUCUGUAUUUGAACUCUUUUUCGCUGCUUUUCAUUUUAUCACUUUUCUCACUGAUUCUGUAGGAAAGUCACGUUUGGAGCGGAAGGAAGUAAAAUACUACGUUGUAAUCUAGCAGCAGUAAAUGCCCAUUACAUGGGGUUACGUGGGUACUACAUUAUUUUAUAUUAGUGCCUUAAAAAGGAUAAAAAGAAAUGAUAUUGACAUACAUGUAUGACUAUCACAAUAAGCUUGUUGAAGCUGUACAAAUCAAUAUCAAUAUACGCCAGUACCACUGCUAGUUUACACAUUAUAAAUGUUUUUACGACUUAUGAAGACUUAUUAUACCAGUGCUGUGAUAUUGUAUACAUAAAACAUAUAACACAUUAACAAUUAUAUUGAAUGUAAAUAUGGUCAGAUUUGGGGUUUUAUACAUUGUUUUAUAGAUUAGUGAGAAAGUGGGCAAUGGGGCAAGUGUAGAAGAACAUGUCGACUUGGUCAGUUCGGCGUGGCAGCGUGCAAUAUGAUAAGGUGGCUCAGGGGACACGUGUCCGUUUUCGGCGAGAUUGUAAACUGCACGGCUUGUUAGCGUUCUCAUCCUGCUGCUUUAUGUCUGUAUAGAUUAGUGCAAGAUCAGCGUAGUUGGCUCUUGUUUGAUAUUGGCUUUCUAACGUUUUUGGCGCCACUACAGACAAUUGUGCAUAUCCGUUGGGCUUAAUUAUAAGGGACAUUGUUAAUAUGGCUGGGAUGUCAUGAGUUGAAUGGAAGGAAUUGUAUUUGCGUCGGUAGUUUUGUAAAAUAUACUAGUGCCAAUGUGGAAUUUUCCCCUUCUCAUGAAUAACAAUUACAUCAAAGAAUGGAAGUUUUGGUAUCGGACUCCAUACACUCCUUGGUUAUUUACAAAGAGUUUGGUUUUUGUAAUCAUCCCUGACUAGAUUAUUCUCUGAAGAGAUUGUUGCAAAAGGAAAACAUCUAUGGGAAUCAAGUGGUCCGAUAGCAAGCACAGAUUCCAGAAUGUUUGCGAUAACCGCCGCUUUGGUGGUAAAAUAGUCUUUUUUAUAUUUCUGAGUUGUUUACAUUGUAUUUAUUCUGUAAUAUGGAUCUCAUACGAAUAGUUUUUAUUCCUUUUAUCUUCCUCUGACAACACCUGUAUACAUGUAAACAUUGUUGUUAAUGUUUAUGUUGUGUAGUGUUGUGACUGUGAAUACUGGAUUUAUUUCUACUUUCAGUAAAUUUAUAUUUUAAUAAAAAGGAGUUAAAAGUGCAAUUGUUACUGUGUAAUUUUUACAGAGAUCAUAAUUUGAACCGUAUUCAACCAACUCCAAGCUGUUUAAUAUUUCAAUUUCUAAAUUUAUUUUUCACAGAAUUGUGCGUUUUAAAAUAGGUAAAACUGUGAAAAAAUUAAAUAAAACGAUGACAUGGCCUCAUAUAAUGUUCAUAAAAAUCAUGUGAUAAAUGUGUAGUACGAUGUAGUACAAUUCAGUUCGUUCUUUCACAGCAUAGUGUACUAUGCUACACUUGAUGCAUUUUAAAAUUUAAUUUAAAAAAAAUCCUUAAUGUGACAAAUAUAAUUUAAAUUCAUUUAAACGAUUCAAAUAAUUGUCAUUCAAUUUCAUUAUUUCAUUUGAUCUGACUUAACGCAUCUAAGAAUUGCAUCGACUUAUAUAACGUAUUGUAAAAUCUUCAAGUCCCAAAAAAUAUAUAUGGUCACUAGCAUAAAAUGUUUGACAGACUAAUAAAAUAACAGAAGUCGAUUGCAAUUUUCCAUCAUUCACAAGGUACAGAGAACAUGUCUUGGGCUUGUUGCGUUUAGUUCCUUAUUCGAAUUUAUUGUAGUGGGAGGUCGGAGGGGGGGUGAAAGGGGUACCGCACCUCCGAAGUUAUAAGGCGUAGGUGGGCUUGUCUGCUAUACAAUGUAGGUACAGGUCUUCCAUCGUGAUACAAUACAACAGAUCACAUAAUAACAAUGCGAAACAAAUCACACUAGAGACAUUACAGCAAUCUGAAUAAGGGAUUGCCACAAAACAGUAGAAUAUAAGAAAGUCACAUCGACAUGUAUAUAUUUAAUAAGUAUAAUAGGACCUAACGGAGCAAAAGGCAACACUAAAGUGCAUUGUCAUUCACAUGAUAUUUAGCUUGAUAUUCGUGGUUUAUACUAGUAUGUCCUUAUUUGAUAUAACAAAUAUUUAACAACACAGCACAAUA
This is a messenger RNA of Lingula anatina, 4135 nucleotides long. RefSeq lists its product as uncharacterized. The record is from RefSeq and is a predicted model, not a curated record. Lineage: Eukaryota; Metazoa; Brachiopoda; Lingulata; Lingulida; Lingulidae.